This is a messenger RNA of Gekko japonicus, 1416 nucleotides long. RefSeq names its product tripartite motif-containing protein 7-like. The coding region runs from base 1 to 1416 and encodes 471 amino acids. The transcript is spliced from 9 exons. Gene Ontology annotation, molecular function: protein binding; zinc ion binding. The record is from RefSeq and is a predicted model, not a curated record. NCBI's taxonomy places the organism in Eukaryota, Metazoa, Chordata, Lepidosauria, Squamata, Gekkonidae.
AUGGCGGUGGCGGGUCCCCUGAAGGAGCUCUGUGAGGAAGCCACUUGCUCCAUCUGCCUGGACUUUUUCUGGGAUCCGGUGACCAUUGUCCAGUGCGGCCACAACUUCUGCCGAGCCUGCCUGACCCGGUCCUGGCGGGAGUCUGGGGCCUGCCCCCAAUGCGGAAAAAAAGCUCAGAAGAAGAAACUCCGGCCUAACAGACAGCUGGUCAACUUUGUAGAAAUAGCCAAGAAUCUUUGGGCAGUCGUGGCAGCCAGAAAAGGGGGAGUUUGCUGGAAGCACCAGGAGCCGCUGAAGCUCUUCUGCAAAGACGACGAAGCCCUCAUCUGUGUGGUCUGCGACCGAUCCAAGGACCACAGAGCUCACGAAACCCUUCCUCUUGCGGAGGCCUCCGAAGAGUACAAGGAUCAGUUCUGCAGCUGUCUGGAGAGUCUGAAGAGAAAGAGAGAAAGCAUUGUGGCAUAUAGAGAAGAUGUGGAGAAGGAAAGCCAAGACCUGCUUAAGCAAACCACAGGAGAGAAGCAAAAGACAUUAGCCAAGUUCAGGCAACUGCACACAUUUCUGGAGGAACAAGAGAAACGUUUGCUGGCCCAGAUGGAAGAGGUGGAGAAGGAGGUGGCAAGGAACAGGGACCAGCACCUGGUCAGACUCUCUGAGGAACUCUCCUCUCUGGAAAGCCUCAUCCAGGAGAUGGAGGAGAAGUGUCAGCAGCCAGCCAGUGAUCUCCUGCAGGAUAUCCGAAGCACCUUGCAGAGGUACAAAGAGAAGGAGAGGUUUGAGAAUCCAGUGACUUUUCCUCUUGCGUUGAAGUGGAGGAUCUGGGACUUCUGUGACAUCAAUCACUUGCUGGAAGGUGUCAUGAAGCAGCUGGAAGACAAUCUGAAUUCUGGACUUCACCUGCAAAAAGCAAAUGUGAUUCUGGAUCUGGACACGGCCCAUCCUGAACUCAUCCUCUCUGAGGAUCAGAAAACUGUGCGAGUAGGGGAAAAGGCUCAAGCUGUGCCCGACAAUCCUGAGAGAUUUGCUGAAUAUUCCUAUGUCCUGGGCCUUGAGGGAUUCACAGCAGGUCGCCAUUUCUGGGAAAUCCUUGUGGGAAGUGUGGAAGAAUGGGUUGUGGGGAUUGCCAGAAAAUCUGUGAGGAGGAAGGGAGAUGUCACCUUUAAUCCUAAAGAAGGGUUCUGGGAGAUGGGAAAAUAUGAGGGUGGCUACUGGGCUUCAAUAGAAGACGGUCACCUGACCAUGAGUGGGGAGCUCAAGAGGAUCCGGGUGUGCCUGAACUACCUUGGGGGGCGAGUGGCCUUUUUCGAUGCUGACCGAGCAGCCCUUCUCUACGAGUUCUCUGGAGCCUCCUUCUCUGGAGAGACCCUCCUGCCCUCCUUUUGGGUGCGUUUAGGAGGCCACCUCCAACUCUGUUGA